AUGAAUGAUCUGCUUAAAGUCAUCAGUGAAGCCCGCGGAAAGGCCCCGGAAGAGCGUGCCGCGGCAAACAUAGAGUUUGAGGAUAUCAUAUUCGAGGCUUCAGAGCAUGCAGAGCCAGGGCUUAAGAAACAGCACAUACAACAGAUAAACUUGCGGUCCCUCCCACGGGGGCAAAAGAAGACCGCCCCGUCUGUCGCUAAGCUCAAGGACGGGGUUGAUGGGGUUGAUGUUCCAUGGCUUCCUCAAGAGCAGUUGCUGAAGCUGGCCAAUCUUCCCUACUUGACCAGGCUCAACCUGGAGAUUCUCCAGUACGUUGCAUACUGCACACUGACAGAGGCAGAAAAGGCUGCAAGGGAGUAUGUCCUUGGCCAGCUGAGAGAUAUAAUUCAGCUUGUACUUCCAGAUGCCACCGUCGAUGUGUUCGGAAGUUACUCGACGGGUAUGUCCAGCUAUUCUUCCGACUUGGACAUCUGUGUUAACGUGCCUGUGAAUAGUGCUGCUAUGAUGCAGUGCCAUAUGCAUGACAUCGCAACUCUCUUGCGGCGCUCCAUCUCAACCAACUAUGUUGAUGUGAGAAGUCAUGCACGGGUGCCUAUAAUUAAGGGUGUCCACAGUGAGCUGUCUUUGGAGUAUGACAUAUCGUUUAACUCCCCUCAUGGCGCGGCCCAUAGGGAAACUAUACUAGGAUAUAUAGAAAAGCACCCCUUGGCGCGCAUCCUUAUCAUGGUGGUCAAGUCAUUCCUUAAGAAGCGAGGCUUAAAUCAACCCUAUACUGGUGGAAUGAGCUCCUAUAUUCUCUUGCAGCUUAUAGUCGUGUAUAUCUCAGAGAGACACAACGUGUUCCCAUAUUCCAUAACCGGCGAAAACCUCGCUCUACUGGAGUCAGGUGAAGUAGACCCCGAUCAGCCCGCCAUAAGUAGCAUGGACGAAUCCAACUCAAACUUGCUAAUUAGAGAGAAGCGGACGCAUGUAAGGAAGAAGGAUCAAGGCCAGACAUCCAUGGAGUUCGAACUUCUGACCAAUAGGUUCCACGCCGCGUCUCUCAUAGAGUUUUUCGAGCUGUUUGGGACUAUUUACAACGCAGAAGACUUGACCAUAUACACCAAUCCUCGGGGGAACGAGUCCUUUGUUUCAUCUCGGAGGACGUCCGGCUACUAUCACCAGAGCAUUAAAGGGGGGUCCGCCCCCUUUCUAAGCAUAUUGAACUCUCAUGAUCCAACCAGCGACUGCGCGGGCGGGGUGACUAGAUACAAGUACAUUAGAUCAUCCUUCGAACUGGCUUACUUCUACCUCCUCCGCAACCACAGCGGGAGCAUCCUCAGCUUUCUUGUCGAGGUCGACUUUACUUCAAUGCACACUAGAGAAAAGUGUAAGGAGUGGUACGAUGCCAAGAGUGACACCGCAGCCCAGGACUGGGCCGCACAAUUAGAAGCUCUGAUAGUUACGCGGGCGUCUUCCACACCAAAUGACUAUAGCUUUCACUCAGUGAACAUGAACGAGGUCGACUUUGAGGAGGACCUUGGCGAGGACGCGAUCGAUAUAUCCAGCACCUCUUCUUCUUAG
Messenger RNA from Giardia duodenalis, 1563 nucleotides. Its product is annotated as Topoisomerase I-related protein. Gene Ontology annotation, molecular function: mRNA binding; poly(A) RNA polymerase activity. The transcript has a single exon. Gene Ontology annotation, cellular component: nucleolus; TRAMP complex. The coding region runs from base 1 to 1563 and encodes 520 amino acids. Lineage: Eukaryota; Fornicata; Diplomonadida; Hexamitidae. The record is from RefSeq and is a predicted model, not a curated record. Gene Ontology annotation, biological process: RNA 3'-end processing.